AUGAUUAUUGAUUGGCCAACGAUGGAUCACCCAAGACGGAUAGUCAUUGUGAGACACGGGGAAAGAUGUGAUUUUGUCUUCAACCAAGGAGGCGUUUCCUGGAUGAAAAGAGCUUUUGAUAGUAAUGGAAGAUACACCCCUUUUGACGUGAAUUUGCCACGAAUAGUGCCGAAGAGAAAAGAUGGAUGGCAGAAAUUCGCUAUGGACACUCCACUUACGGAGAUGGGAUAUUUGCAAUCGAAAUUGACAGGCAGAUCAUUGCGAGACAAGAAUCUCCGCUUUGAGCACGUCUUCUGCUCGUCGGCGUUGCGAUGUGUACAAACGGCGGUCGGCAUUAUGAAGGGAUUGGGUGACGGAAAAGCCCAGAUCAACAUCGAGCCGGGUUUGUAUGAAUGGAUGCAAUGGUGUAGAAUGGGAAGACCGUCAUGGAUGAGUCCACAAGAACUAUCGAAAUUGGGUUACCCAGUCAACACUCAAUACACUCCAAUUCAACGGGAUGACGCGUUAAGAAUGGAGGAAAAUCUCUACAAUUACUAUGAGAGAUCUUUCCAAAUCGUUCAAGAAAUCAUCCGAAAAUGCCCGACAGGAAAUAUUCUGAUUGUUGGUCAUGGAGCUUCCCUCGAGACACUCACUCGUCAAUUGUGUGGAUCAGAACCAAGGAAUAACGAAGAUUUCUUCUAUCUUUUACAUAAUACACCAUAUUUAUCGUCGAUUCAAGUAGCUGAGCAUAAAGGUCGAUGGUCUCUCGCCGGUUCCCCAAUCCCUCCACUAACUCAUUCAUCAAAUGGAACCUAUGACGGAGCUCAACUCCAAUGGAACUCAUCAACUCUACAAGAAAGAGUCAAAAAUCAUUUUGGU
Mesorhabditis belari is the source of this 858-nucleotide messenger RNA. The record is from the annotation of a GenBank genome assembly. Lineage: Eukaryota; Metazoa; Nematoda; Chromadorea; Rhabditida; Rhabditidae.